UUCACCGUUUCCUUCUCAGGCAAACAGAAAACACCAACCGAUCUAGGAGCGGCGUUCUGUGCGAGGCCGGCGUUCCCGGCCCCCCUUGCUGGGCAGGACCCGCGCAGCCCGCGCGGUGGCAGCGCUCACCCAGGCAGCGGAGCAGCCCGGCCAGACCCUCCUGCCCAGCCCCGCCUGCUCCGUGAUUGCUGUCUGCUUUGCCAGCAGACUGCUUCAAGGGACAAUCACUUCAGUUUUUCUGAAUGUUCUUGGAAGUACUGUAGCUUUGCAGAACUGGCAUAUCCCAUGAAGCAGUGACUGGAUUUGUCAUCUGCUCCAGAGGGAAUCAGGACAAUGUCCUACGUUUUUGUCAACGACUCUUCCCAGACAAAUGUGCCGCUGCUGCAGGCUUGCAUUGAUGGAGAUUUUAACUACUCCAAGCGACUGCUAGAGAGUGGGUUUGACCCAAAUAUUCGUGACAGCCGAGGCCGAACUGGCCUUCACCUUGCUGCAGCCAGGGGAAAUGUAGACAUCUGUCAACUCUUACAUAAAUUUGGUGCUGACCUACUAGCCACUGAUUACCAAGGUAACACAGCCCUUCACCUGUGUGGCCAUGUGGAUACCAUCCAGUUCCUGGUUUCUAAUGGACUUAAAAUUGAUAUUUGCAACCACCAAGGUGCAACACCGCUUGUUCUUGCAAAACGAAGGGGUGUGAAUAAAGAUGUGAUUAGACUUCUGGAAUCUUUAGAGGAGCAGGAGGUGAAAGGAUUUAACAGAGGAACUCACUCAAAGUUGGAAACGAUGCAAACUGCUGAAAGUGAAAGUGCGAUGGAAAGCCAUUCCCUCCUUAAUCCAAACCUACAGCAAGGGGAAGGAGUUCUUUCCAGUUUCCGCACGACAUGGCAAGAGUUUGUGGAAGACCUGGGCUUCUGGAGGGUGCUGCUCCUGAUCAUUGUCAUUGCGCUUCUGUCACUGGGAAUAGCAUACUAUGUUAGUGGGGUGCUUCCUUUUGUAGAAAACCAGCCUGAACUGGUGCACUGAAGCAAGUGCAAAGUAGUGAGUGCGCUGUGCUUUUCCCUGUUGUAAUCUUAUUUUGAGCUUCUUGAAGUCAUUUGGUUGGUGCAGGCAGUGGCAGCUGUAUAUACUGUUUGCUUUUUGUACUUAUUAUGAAACCCUUUGAAAGAGGGAUUCAUUCAUUUCAAGUAAAACACUAAAUUCUAAAGCAUUCCCAAGCUACCUCUGACUUAUCUUGACUUGCAAGCAAGAUGUGAAGAUAAUCCUCUCUGUUGAUAAAAAUUAAUAUUAGAUAACGAGUAUUAAAUUCCUGAGCGUGAAAAAUUUAUCCAAAUACAGAUCCAAAUUUGAUUUUUUUUCUCUAUGAAAGUAGGUAAAUCUAUUGUUGCAUUUUUUGGUGUGUGCCUCAGUUGAAAUAAAAUUAUUAUUUUAAAUGUCCUCCACAGGACUGAAUAAUAAUGCAUUCAGAUAAACAGAAGUAACAGGUUGCAACUUCAUAGUUCUUUUUGUGCCUCCCUGUAGUUUCAUAUCUGCUAGUUUAAAAAAGGAGAGAGAGAUUGUUCCAGUUUUACUGUGUGUUUAAUGUAUAGACCACUCCUUUAUUUAUUAGGUUAAUGCAGUGUUUCUUCCCCAGAUUAGUUUGAUGUUAAUACCUGCCUGAAGUAAAUUUUGUAGAGCAAAGCUGUUUGUUGUGCUUUGGAAAUAAAGUUGUCUCAGCCUUAGGCUGAAAAAAUUUGCCUUUUUGUUGAAAUGUUACUAAGCAAAGAUUUCUGUGCUUAAAAAGUGAUCUAGGUAUUCUUUGUAUGUAAUAAUUCUGUACAGCCAUUGUCUUUGUGAAAUAUUUAAUGAAGGAUAACUUCCUCCCACAGGGAUCAGACUGAACCAUAUAAUUGUAUUGUUUUCAUGUUUGUGGAGAAGAUUUGAUCUAAUAGAAUUCAUUUCUAGAAUUGUUUUCCAUUUCAGUUGUUUUCAGACAGCACUUACAGGCAUAUGAAUUAUUUUCUGAGUAUGCAGAAUAAAGAUAUUUAAAUGCUAAUAUCAGGAACAUGGUAUGAAAUGAAAUCUUGACCUAUUCUUUGAAAUUCUCUUUGUUAAUAACCUAGGGGUAUGAAUCAGUUAAAAUAACUUUUAUGAAGGCUAGAAAGGUACUAUGUAGUAAGUUGGGGAGUUUCCAAAAAGCUGGUUAGACACUUAAUUCCCUUUUUGCCAUUGCCUUGAAAGUCCCAAACAAAAUGAAUUUUACAAACCUAAUGAAUCAAUUUUUUUUUUUUUUUACUUAUCAACUCCUGAAGUGUUGCUAAAUAAUAUAAAAGAUUUAUAAAAUUAUAACUAAUGACAAUAAGUAUUGAUAGAAGUAACCUCCUGUGCCCCCUCAAACCAUAACACCUGUGUCUCACUGUUCUGCUACCAUGUAUAUUUUUCUUUCUUGUUUAUGGGUCCAAGUGAAGAGGGUUGUUGUCUUUGUUUUGGUGUAUGACAUGGGCUACACUGAGAUGGACCCCAUUUUAAACUGCUUCUGAAUAAUUCUUAUUCUUAUUUCUUAAGUUAGAGGUUAAUGCUUUUCUAGCAGCCACAAUGCAGCAGAAAGUAAAGCAUCUUAAAAAAACCCAGCAAAUCAAAACAAAAAUCCAGAGCAUUCUCCUCUUCUGAAUAUUUCAGUUAUUGUGUAUCUGUGCAUGAACAGAGAAGUCAUAGUAUACUUAAAUUACACUUACUUUUCUGAAUAAACACAUUUCUAUUAAUAAUACUCUGUAUCUUGAAUAACCAUGUUGUCUUUCAGUAUGUAUUAUCUGCAUAAUUUGUAAUUGUAUUCUCAGUAUGGGUGAAUAACACAAAUAAACAUAUGUAGUAAA
Apus apus (common swift) is the source of this 2846-nucleotide messenger RNA. RefSeq names its product ankyrin repeat domain 46 (gene ANKRD46). The record is from RefSeq and is a predicted model, not a curated record. The transcript has 5 exons. Gene Ontology annotation, molecular function: protein binding. Lineage: Eukaryota; Metazoa; Chordata; Aves; Apodiformes; Apodidae. The coding region runs from base 334 to 1020 and encodes 228 amino acids.